Messenger RNA from Styela clava, 1668 nucleotides. Its product is annotated as actin maturation protease-like. The record is from RefSeq and is a predicted model, not a curated record. Lineage: Eukaryota; Metazoa; Chordata; Ascidiacea; Stolidobranchia; Styelidae.
GUAAACUUUAAAGUCGAAAAAAUGUUUAAUCCGCUGAUUAUGACUACUAGUAACAUAUUGAUCUCAAGAGGGCGCUAAUAACUAACAAAGGCAUUAGAGUAUGGUACUAUGGGCGUGUCAAGGGUGUGAUUUCCUGAUUUCCGGUUUCUGCGUUGGCAGAGGAUUUUAAAAGUUGGGAUGCCAGCUGCACAGCGACGAGUCAGCAACAUCUCCUUACCUCCUCAAGGAACCGUUUCUGGUUCGGAACAGAAUGUGGAAAAAGAGGAAAUGUUUUUGUGCAACCGUCUAGUAGAUGAUACUAGAAAAGGAGAUGCAUUCCUGAAAGUUGACUGGAUAUCAUGGAACAAUCCUGUUGUAUCAGUUUUACAAGGAAUCAAAAGACCUGUGUGUGGGAUGGUUGCAUUAUGUAUGGCAGGACAUCUUCUGAAGAAACAUGACCCAAACAUUACAAUAUAUGAAAAUGAUGAAACUAUCCUAGAAGUUGCACAACGCCUUGGAUACACAAAGCAGGGAGAAAUGUUUUCAGCCAAAAAUUAUGCAAAUCUAGCUGAAGAAAUAUACCAGUGUCAAACAAAAGUUAUAACAGAAACAAUGAUUGAUUCUGUGCGUAAAAUAUUAAAGCAUUUGGCAUCUGGACUCCCAGUUUUAGUACCAUAUGAUACAGAUCGAAAUUAUGAGCCUUGUAAACGGAAGGGUCACAAAGCUCAUUGGGCUAUUUUGACAGGAUUCGUUAUUGGACAGCAGAAAAGGAUACAAGAAAGCAGUAAUGUAGAGUUUCCUGUGAAACGAAUCACCAAUCCAGAAGAAUUAGCAAACAACUUUGAGAAAUUGACAUUGAAUCCAUCUCUAGUAUAUUUAUAUGCAAAACAAGGAAGAUCGGCGAGGCAGCAACUAUGGUCAUUGAGAGAAUUAAGUGCCAGUAACGCAAACUUAGUUGAAGUAAGUCCCGAGAGAGAUCUAAAUUUAUUCCAUAUACCCCAAGAGGGAAUUAAAGAAACUCUUUGCUCCCAUAUUGUGUUUCUUUUCCCAAGGAAAUGAUUGUAUUAUACGACUCCACCAUCAUAUGUCAUGAGCAUGUCUAUUUCUGUCAUUCGAUUAAAUUAAUUUCAAAUCAUAUACACAAGCGCUUUCCAGUGGCAAUACCCAAAUCAUGUUGAAUGUAUGCAUAAUCAUUACAAUCGCUGCUAAGAUAUAUUUUGUAGAGCACUGAUCGAUUGAGCCAUGCAAUUGGGCUGCAGGGGUGUUCCAAUGUUUGUGAAUAGCUAUCUCAAUAAUUUGAUCUGGUUUGAAUGCAUUUUAUAUAACAACAUUUGUUGAGAUCCAGUUCAUACAAAGCUUUGCUAGUUAGAAAACACUAUUACUGACCUCUUUCUUAAAAACCAUUAUUUGCCCUAAUUUCACACUUACAUGUAGGUUGCAUUAUUAUGUUAAAUGAUUUAUAUCGGUAUUAUCCCAUGUUCAAAAUAAAAUGUGCAAAAUAUUAAUUUUAAAUAAGUGUCAAAUCAUGCAUCCAUAUCAAAGUUAUCCAUUUUAUGUUUUCAUUAUGUGUAAUAGAUAUUCUGUUUUAAAUUCUCUUGUCUCUUUUGAUUGUCUAUGCACCAUGUCAUUCAUUGCUAUAGUGUCGUUGUCACUAUUUUAAUAAAUCUCAAGAGGGUUAGUUGUAUGUAA